AUGAAAUUAAAGAAAGCUGUACAAAAAAUCACACUUGUCCAGAACCCUCCACCCACCCCACGUUUUGUAAGGAUUAAGGAAGAGGAGAAGGCAAAAACACUCCAUGAACUCCUUGACCAUUUGCAAUUUUUCGGAAACGCAACUCGAAACAGAGAGUCGUUCAGAGUGACACUGUUGCCAACUGCACCGCUCUUAGGCGAGAUCGGUUUCUGGUCACUGAUAACAAAAGAUGGAACAGAGCGAAAUGACUUCGGAUUCCGCUCCGCGGAUAUUGGCAAGGCAAUUGGAUUUCACUGCCGCUUAUGGAGAUCCGCCGCACCAGAAACCGCCGCCUCCGUCAUCACCGCCGCAUUCGCUUCUGCCGCCUGCGUUGCAAUUGCAGUUAAAUUUGCGGCCACCGGGGCAACGGCCGUGGUUAUAUUCAGAGCUGCUGGAGCAACAGCCGGCUCGUCGAAUUCCGCAGCCCGUGCAGAAACUUCCGGUGAAGGUGUUGCCAGUGCUGGGAUCUACUGUGAUGGCUGCAACUGUGUAAAUUGUCAUAACAAUGUGGAUAAUGAGGCAGCCAGACAGGAGGCAGUUGGAAUUACAUUGGAACGCAACCCAAAUGCUUUCAGACCAAAAAUUGCUAGCAGUCCACAAGAACCACGAAAUUCCAAGGAAACUGAAAUUCAAGUAAUAGGAAAACACAAUAAAGGAUGUCACUGCAAGAAAUCAGGUUGCCUAAAGAAGUACUGUGAGUGCUUCCAAGCCAAUAUCCUCUGCUCUGAAAAUUGUAAAUGCAUGGACUGCAAGAAUUUUGAAGAAAGUACUGAAAGAAGAGCAAUUUUUCAGAGAGAUUAUAAUCUAGAUCACAUCAAACAGCCAACUAAUGCUGCUAUUACUGAAGUUGUUGGAUCAUCUGGCUAUCGAACCCGUAUAACACCCAGGAAGAGAAAAAUUCAAGAAAUGUUUCCUAGAAAGUCAGCCGCGGAUCAAAUUGUUAACGUGACUGCCCAAUACCUACAGGAAAUUGAUCGUAUGGCUUCAUCACCUCCGUCUCUGUCAGAAUCAUUUGUUUCUGAACAUGCCAACGCAAGAAUUUCUGGGUCUUCAAGAUCUACGUACCGGUCGGUAUUGGCAGAUGUCCUCCAGCCACAAAAUGUGACGAAUCUCUGUUCACUUUUUGUAAUUCUCUCACGAGUAGCUCUAAAUACAAAUGCAGAAACGAGAGGGAACACGAAAACUGGGAACUUAAAAGCUUCCGCUGCUUCAUCAGCUAAAUCGCUACGAGAAACUAAAGAUGUCCGUCAGCCUGUUUGUGAUGAUCACGUGAAUAAAGCUGAGGCAGAUGCAGUUGAUAUCGCCGAUUAUAAUAGGCCAAUGUCGCCAGAAACGCUGGCAUUGAUGUGUGAUGAACAGGACAAUAUGCUUUUUGGAAAUAGGUCUGCAAAUGAAGCUGCGUAUCAAAACACGAUUCAAAAGUCAUUUAAUUUUGAUGCAAGAAGCACUGUUGUUUACGGGGAGCAGGAAAGGAUUAUAAUGACCAAUUUCUUGGAUGUUCUUCGCGAACUCGUUACAUUUGGUAGCAUAAAAGGUUAG
Molecule: messenger RNA, 1578 nt
Organism: Sphenostylis stenocarpa
Lineage: Eukaryota; Viridiplantae; Streptophyta; Magnoliopsida; Fabales; Fabaceae
Source: the annotation of a GenBank genome assembly